Molecule: messenger RNA, 435 nt
Organism: Closterium sp. Naga37s-1
Lineage: Eukaryota; Viridiplantae; Streptophyta; Zygnematophyceae; Desmidiales; Closteriaceae
Source: the annotation of a GenBank genome assembly
AUGGCCAGACUUACCAUCGUCCUCGUGUGCAUCGCCCUCCUGCUCCUAAGAGCUGAGUCGAAGGGCCCACCACCGGGUAAAGGUCCCGACAACGGCGGAGGCAAUGGGAAGCCUGGAGGCGGCGACACUGGAGGAGGCUCCGGCGGAACUACCGGCGGAACUACAGGCGGAACUACCGGCGGAGAUAACGGCGGCGGCGUCAAGCCCGGCGGAGAUAACGGCGGCGGUGGCAAGCCCGGUGGAGGUAACGGCGGCGGCAAGCCCGGAGGUGGCGGCGGGCCCCCCAAGAAGCCCUUCAAGCCGACUGUGCUCGGUGCUCCCAAGGGCAACGCGUGGGGUAAGGUGUGGAAGAUGCAGCCCCUUUAUGUGAUGAUGUUCGUGAACACUACUGCGGGUAACAGCACCGUUGCUGGAAAGUUCAUGCGCAACAAGUAG